Neogale vison (American mink) is the source of this 345-nucleotide messenger RNA. RefSeq lists its product as uncharacterized. The record is from RefSeq and is a predicted model, not a curated record. Lineage: Eukaryota; Metazoa; Chordata; Mammalia; Carnivora; Mustelidae.
CUCAUCCCCCUGCCCUGUGACUCACACAGCUCGGCUCCUCCUCCAAUGGUCAACAAGCCUGGAGACUGGCAGCCACAGCCCAGCUUUUUCUCACCUCUCCAAAGCCUCUGGGGAGAAUUCCUGAACCUCCAAGGAAUCCACCCUCUUACAGAAGAGCUAACAAAGUCCUUAAGAGGGAAAGCAACUUCCCUACAGCCACACAAAGCCUCAGGGACGCCCUCUGAAUCCACGGUGGUGACAGCAGCUGCUUCCACUGUCUCCUCCAGACUCCUCUGGGAAGCCAGAGCUGGGUUUAGGAGGAUUCAGAGGUAUCUGCUCUGCUCCACCUACCUUGCAGGGCUGUGA